Molecule: messenger RNA, 1831 nt
Organism: Rosa rugosa (rugosa rose)
Lineage: Eukaryota; Viridiplantae; Streptophyta; Magnoliopsida; Rosales; Rosaceae
Product: transcription factor MYBC1
Exons: 1
Coding region: 361-1362 (333 amino acids)
Biological process (GO): regulation of DNA-templated transcription
Cellular component (GO): nucleus
Molecular function (GO): DNA-binding transcription factor activity; DNA binding
Source: RefSeq, a predicted model, not a curated record
UAAGUCAACAUAACAAAAGCUGAAAAGAACGAAAAAAACAAGAUCUACCUCGAACCUCUCUCCUCAUCCUUGGUCCUCCUCGCCUAUCAGUCUCCACCACCACCACCACCUCCCGAGUCCCGUCUCUUUCACCGACUGUCUGGUUGGCCAAGCAAGUACCAAUUCAAUCCUAGACAGAAAUGUUAGCUGGAUUCUACCUGGCUGGGAUUGAUUUGGUAGCAAUCCCUCCUCAAUUAUUAUGAAUUGAUUCAUAAAUCAAGCCUGAGGCUGAUCGACGCAGUCCGGAUCGAAGCAAAAUUAGCGCAACAUAGUAAAUUGAAUUGGGUAAGUCUCCACUGCAACUAGUUUUCCAUAUCAAUAAUGAGGGAAGACGACUCCAAUUGGUUCUCAAGAUGGGAAGAACAACUCCCAUCUCCUGAGGAGCUUAUGCCCUUGUCCCAAACCCUAAUAAGUCCUGAUCUUGCUCUGGCUUUUGACAUCAGAUCAAACCCCAAUCCUAAUCCCAAUCCCAAUCCCAAUCCCAUUACCAAUACCAAUACCACCAGUAGCCCACAGCACGCGCCCACACCUCCACCCCCACCGGUCAGUUCUUUGCCUCCUGCUACCCCGACCCACCCCAACUCCUCUGCUGAUUUUGCCGAUUCUGCUGACUUGGGCUCCGGCGGAGGAGGAGGAGGUGCGCCCGGCGAUGAGCCGGCCCGCACCCUUAAGCGGCCUCGCCUGGUGUGGACCCCACAGCUCCACAAGCGCUUUGUGGAUGCCGUCGCCCACUUGGGGAUCAAGAAUGCCGUCCCCAAGACCAUAAUGCAGCUGAUGAGUGUGGAUGGGUUGACUAGGGAGAAUGUUGCCAGCCAUUUGCAGAAGUACCGCCUUUAUCUCAAACGAAUGCAGGGAUUAUCUGCUGGGACUGGUGGUGGCGGCGGCGGCGGUGGAGGUUCCGCUGAUCCUGCCACUGACCAUUUAUUUGCCAGCUCACCAGUUCCAGCUCAUUUCUUACACCCAGGAAGGCCCAAUUCCGACCAUUUCCUGCCGUUUGUUCCGGUGGCUCUGCAGCAUCACCAUCAGCAGCAGCAGCAGCAGCAGCACAUGGCAGCAGCUGCCGCCGCAGCUGCCACCCAUCCGCAGAUGCAGCAGACUCCUCAGUAUCACCAUCACAGGCAGCCGCAGGUGGGGCAUUUUGGCUCUCCACCAAAUCCAAAUGGGCAAUUUGAACAUCCAUUCCUGGCGAGGCAGUCACAGGCAGUGCAUAGGAUGGGGGCACCAAUUCACAGUCCAGCUGUGCCAGGGUAUAUUGAGGACAUGGAAUCAGCUAAUGCAACUGGCAGGAAAGUUCUUACUCUUUUUCCUACUGGGGAUGAUUGAAUUUGGGUAUUUCUCAUGUUUCACUUGCUUUUUACUCCAUUUCAUUUCAAUUCUAGGUUUUGUGAAAUAGGUCUCUGUUGUAUUGUCAAGGGUUUAUUACAUACGGUUGUUGUGCUUGUUGUAUGUAACUUUAGGUUGUGGGAAAUGAGAUCCAACUUCCAUUUCCAGAUCCAAGAUAACUAUGCAUUUGUUGUAUGCUUCACCGUCCUUUAUGAGCAUUGGGGAUGCUCUCUACUCUCUAGUUUUAACUUCUUGUGUCCAUUCAUAUCGGACUUGUACUUGUUUAAUUAUAUCUCCCCCUCAUCUCAAGCUGGCAGAGAUAUUGAUUGUGAUGUCACUUGAGAAACUGCAAUGGUUUGAAGCUCUUCCCUUGAGAAAAAUAAAAGGAAGAAUCUUAAUGUUAAUUAAUUGGAUUUCUAGAGCUUCAUUUGUCCCAUGUCCUAUGAGCAAUCGAUUAUGUUUUCUGUGA